Molecule: messenger RNA, 1556 nt
Organism: Nicotiana tabacum (common tobacco)
Lineage: Eukaryota; Viridiplantae; Streptophyta; Magnoliopsida; Solanales; Solanaceae
Source: RefSeq, a predicted model, not a curated record
UAUGAAAUUUUCCAGCUCAUGGUAAACCUUUAUACGGAGAGAUUUGUCCAGUGGCUGAGAAAGCUGAGUGACCAAGCUAAUAAUAUGACGAAUAUAGAGAUUUUAAAGGUAACAGGUUGGGUGGUCGACUACCAAGAAAGUCUAAUUGGACUUGGAGUUGAUGAUUCUUUGGCUCAAGUUUGCUCUGAGAGUGGUGCAAUGGAUCCCCUCAUGAAUGCAUAUGUUGAGAGAAUGCAAGCUACGACAAAGAAAUGGUACUUGAACAUCCUUGAGGCAGACAAAGUACAGCCACCUAAAAAGACGGACGAUGGGAAACUUUAUACGCCUGCUGCUGUUGACUUAUUUAGGAUCCUGGGGGAGCAGGUGCAAAUUGUACGAGAAAAUAGCACUGAUGUCAUGUUAUACAGGAUUGCUCUGGCUCUCAUUCAGGUAAUGAUUGAUUUUCAAGCAGCUGAGAGGAAGAGAUUGGAGGAACCUGCUUCCGAAAUCGGUCUGGAAUCCCUAUGUGCAAUGAUUAACAACAAUCUUCGCUGUUAUGAUCUCGCGAUGGAGCUAAGUUCUAGUACUCUUGAAGCUCUCCCACAGAACUAUGCCGAGCAGGUUAAUUUCGAGGACACCUGCAAAGGUUUUUUAGAGGUUGCAAAGGAAGCUGUUCAUCAAACUGUCAGUGUCAUUUUUGAAGAUCCAGGAGUAGAGGAAUUGCUUGUUAAGUUGUAUCAGAAAGAUUGGUUGGAAGGACAGGUUACCGAGUUUCUAGUUGCAACAUUUUCAGACUACUUCACCGAUGUUAAAAUGUACAUUGAAGAAAGAUCAUUUAGGCGUUUUGUCGAGGCUUGCCUGGAGGAGACUGUUGUUGUAUAUGUGGAUCAUCUACUUACCCAGAAAAACUACAUUAAAGAAGAAACGAUUGAGAGGAUGAGGCUCGAUGAAGAGGUUCUCAUGGAUUUCUUUCGGGAGUACAUUAGUGUUUCUAAAGUAGAGAACAGAGUAAGGAUACUCAGUGACUUGAGAGAACUUGCUUCAUCUGAGAGCCCUGAUUCCUUCACACUGGUUUACACAAAUAUUUUAGAACAGCAACCGGACUGUCCACCAGAAGUGGUUGAAAAGAUUGUGGGUCUGCGAGAAGGCAUACCGCGAAAAGAUGCAAAAGAGGUUGUUCAAGAAUGCAAAGAAAUCUAUGAACAUUCUCUGGUGGAUGGAAAUCCCCCAAAGACAGGUUUUGUUUUCCCCAGGGUGAAGUGCUUAUCAGCUACAAAACACUCCAUAUGGCGAAAGCUGACAUAAUCCAACUGCUGCAACAAGUCGUUUGUUGCAAUCUGAAGAAAAUUUCCUGUACAUGCCUUAAUCAUAAAUGUACAGAUUGGGACUAUAGUUUCUACGUAUUUAUAUGUUCUGAUUAAUUAGCCCAUUUAUACGGAUGGUAGUUGCCUUUGCCAAAUAUGUAUUCAUUCUAUUGUCCAGUAUCAAUUUUGCAACUGUUGUAGUUUCAGCAUUGUCACUCUGGUUGUACGUGUGAUGAUUGUUUGAUAAUAGGUCAGUUGAGUUCAUGUAGUCUC